UUGCAAGUCACAAGCGGCGCACAACUACGACGGCAAGCGUAGACCGCGAAUGGCGUCGCGUAGAGACUUUCAACGCCUAAAUAUAGGCAACUAACUUUACACAAAAUACAAAAUAAUCUAAUAUUACAAAAAUAUCAUAAUGGAAAUAACUUGGGAAACAUUUAAAAGUAAUCUGCAAGAGUUUCAUGAAUUAUCAGAUAAAAUACACGAUAAUUGGCAAAUUUUUGAUGAAAAAGUGUUUUACACUGAUUAUUCAACGUAUUUAAUCAAAAAACUAAGAAAACAAUCGAAAAGAGAUGAGUCCACGCUUACUUUCGAGUAUCAUAUCACUUUUGACGGAAUUUAUUCGGUACCAAAGCUUUGUUUCAACGUUUUUCGUACAGAUGGUUCUUUACUAAUGUUAGAUGAAGUUCUGAACCAAUUUGAGUUCCUACCAAGUGAUAACGUGUUAGAAAUCUUAACACAAAUGGAUCAUCCUGUAUUGCAACGGCCAUUUUAUUGUCUACAUCCUUGUAAGACAUCAGAAUUAAUGCAACUUACUGCAAAAAACUCGAAAAACGUCCUGGUGACAUGGCUAAGCACCGUGGGACCAAGUGUAGGACUACAUUUAGACAACAUCUACUCUCAAUUAACAUAAAAUUGAAAUAAAUUUAUUAAAUAAGCAAA
Molecule: messenger RNA, 666 nt
Organism: Dalotia coriaria
Lineage: Eukaryota; Metazoa; Arthropoda; Insecta; Coleoptera; Staphylinidae
Gene: Atg10
Product: Autophagy-related 10
Exons: 6
Coding region: 140-637 (165 amino acids)
Biological process (GO): protein modification by small protein conjugation; protein lipidation; macroautophagy
Cellular component (GO): intracellular anatomical structure
Molecular function (GO): Atg12 transferase activity
Source: RefSeq, a predicted model, not a curated record